Dunckerocampus dactyliophorus (ringed pipefish) is the source of this 8044-nucleotide messenger RNA. RefSeq names its product discs, large (Drosophila) homolog-associated protein 4b (gene dlgap4b). NCBI's taxonomy places the organism in Eukaryota, Metazoa, Chordata, Actinopteri, Syngnathiformes, Syngnathidae. The transcript is spliced from 15 exons. Gene Ontology annotation, cellular component: glutamatergic synapse; postsynaptic specialization. Gene Ontology annotation, biological process: signaling. The record is from RefSeq and is a predicted model, not a curated record. Bases 1587 to 5132 code for a protein of 1181 amino acids. Gene Ontology annotation, molecular function: molecular adaptor activity.
UGUGACGUCGGCUUCAUGAGCAAACCACAACUAUCUGGCUUGUUGGCUUUGUGUAGUGAGCGAGCGAUGCAGAUUGAGGACAGAGAGGGGCUGAUUUUUUUGGAGGUGCAGGUCUACGGAGUCAUAUUUGUGGCUUAAAUUUGAGGUAGAAAAGGCAGAUUUUGAGUCUUAUUAACGUGCAAUAAUUACUGUUCCUUAUCAAUGUGCAAUAAUUACUGCUCUGUGCGCAGGCACAUCGCUGCAUGCGCUCUGUCACUCCCUUCCUCUCGAGUCGGUGUAUGAGGCAAGCCUGUGUACUAGUGUACCUCCGGCCGGGUUUUGGGGACUGGGCUCCUUGCUGGGGCUUGCGGGUUUGCUGCCAGGAUAGCGGUGAGGCGUACGGGCGUGUUCAGUGCACAAAAUGCGUGCCUGUUGUUCGCUCUCCGGGAGGUGAGGGCCGUGAUGUGAUAAUCCUUUUUUUUUUUAAAUGUUCUCGCGAUUGACCGUCAAAGUGAUAAUACUUUUUUUUUUUAAAUGUUCUCGCGAUUGACCGUCAAAGUCCCAAAGAUCAACUAGUAGCUCACUAUUGAAGGGUUGGCGACCCCUGGUGUAGAGAUUAACCUUAACCAAAGCAAGCAGUCGUGUCUCGCCUUUUUUAUUUUGCUGUGCGCCCUUCCCCCAGCCUUCACUGUUUCUCCAAGAGUAUCCCUGAGCUGGAUUUAUGUCUCCAUGGCAAUUUAUACAGUUCUCUUUAGCAAGGUCACCUUCCAAAGAGUACUAAAAGUCACCCAGUGGAAUUAGUAACAUCCCUCGCACUUAGGUAGUUCCAUUUCAAGAGACAGGGAGAAGGAAAAGAAGAUGUGUGUUUGUGUUUGUGUUUGUGUUUGUGUGUGUGUGUGUGUGUGUGCGCGUGCUUGGAUACGAGGAAAACUGAUGCCAAACGAGAUGAAAGAGGAGCAUAGAAAGCAGAAGAAGGAGAGCAAGGCGCGGGGGAGGGGUGUAUAAUAAACAGCACUGGCUGCUAUUCGGAUGAAGAAAAGCUAAAUGUCCAGUACAUGUGAAGCUUCCGCACGCCGUCACACUACAUCAUUUCACUUGUGUCUGCCAAGCCAAACUAAAUCCAUCCUUCUCACUUAAGUUCAGACACUUUCAACUCCUCCUGGCUGCGGUCCUGGCCAGCAUCACCCCGCCCCCCCACAGUCUGAUGGGGGUCGCCUUCUUUGCGCCACAUCAAUAUUUUAGCGCUCCGACUCCUGGGGGGAGGAACACGGCCCACUCAGAACCCAGGGGGAGGUGCUGAUGGAGAGGCCUUGCGGGAGGAAGACAAGCUGUGUACAGACAGUUACGAGGGAGGGAAGGACAGUUAUUGACUGGACACACUGAAAUGGGAGGCUGGAUAUGAUGGAGAAAAGUCAACAGAAAACGACAAUGAAGGAAGCACCAUAGUGGGAUUUAUUCCUCUUUGACCUAACUCUUCUCUGACCUGGGCAGCAGACUAAUAAGGGAUCCUCCACUCACGCUCACGUCAAGGCUUCUGAGAAAUGAGCUACCAAUGAGUCAACUGCUAGGUCUGGGGGUCUACUAGAGGGUGGGGCCUCCUUGCCAUCAUGAAAGGGCUGGGGACCAGCCAUAGCAGACACCUGUCUGACUCCUGUGACCCUUCCUCUGGCCACGUAGAGGCCCUCUACCCUCAGAAGACCAGCACCAUGCCACGCAGUCCUUACCUGCUGAGCCCUACAAUGGACCACUAUGGAACUAUGGACCCCCAUCUCUACCCUUCCGCUAACCCAGGCUCCCUUCCAGCAGAAUGCCUGCUGCCCCUCAACAACCAGCUGUCAAACAGCAGCACCUUUCCUAGGAUUCACUACAACUCCUAUGACCCAUCGGACUUCUCUCCACCUGCAGAGAGUAUCGGUGGAAUUGGAACAGGGACCUUGGGUGCGUCCAUGUCCAUGGGCAUGGGAGCAGGAAUGGGCAUGGCCGAGCUGAGUGGGCGAUCUCUGAUUACAAGCGGUUCUGCUACAAUAUCACAUCACAUGACCAAGCACCAAACACCAGCCAGCCUGCUGCAGUUUGACAAGCAGCUACCUGGAGGCCGGGAUGGCUUCAGCACGUUACAGUUCCACCGAACAUCUGCGCUAGCAGCCGCCAAGCAGCGUACGGACAGUCCUGGCCGCAUUCGUUACAUGCUGCACUCUGUGCAGAAGCUCUUUGCCAAGUCUCAGUCACUGGAGAGCCACAACAUGAAAGGAAACAUCAACGGACGCUCCACAGGCAGUGGUGGGGGCUCAUCGAGCACUGACGAUGGAGGAAAGCAUACCCGCAGGUCCAAAAGUAAAGACCGUGGAACUAAAGCAGAAGCAACCGCCAAACGACGACCGCGCUCCAACAUGUCAGGGUACUGGAGCUCAGAUGAUUUGGACAGCAGUGACAUAAGCAGCUUCCACAACACCAUGGCAAUGAUGACCAUGGGACGUCCCACUGGGCAUGAGAGCCAGACCAGAUAUAUUCCCAGUGGCUACAACACCAUCAGCUCAUCCAAGAGCAGCAGCGACAUGAAGUAUCAGACACCUGGAAGUGGAGGAGGAAACGGACUUGGAGGUAUAGGACAUAUGGUUAUGAAUGAUAAUGACUUCAUGAAAGGAGGGUCCUGGUCUGCACUGACUAUGGGCCAGCCAAGACAAGUGAUCCAGAAGGGCUCAGCCACUUUAGACAGGUCCUUGCUUAAAUCCAGGUCAUGCCAACAGGAGCUAACCUGCAACUACCUGCAGGUUGGACGACGGGGGGAUUGGAGUAGCUCAUUAGGUCGCAGCGGGGGUGCCAAUGAAAUUCCGUGUCGGCGGAUGCGCAGCGGGAGCUACGUGAAAGCCAUGGCGGACAUGGAGGACAGCGACGACUCGGAGGGGAGCCCCAAACCCUCACCAAAGACUGCCGCUCGCCGCCAGAGCUACCUCAGGGCCACGCAGCAUUCUCUGAGUGACCAGCUACCCCCACGCAACAGAACCCUGGAUUAUACCUUUUUGCACGGGGAGCUGGAUACCCUGUGGUCUCCCCUCCACAGUGUGUCCUCCCUCCACCAGCUGGGCAGGUCAAUGAGCAGCUGUCUUCCAUCUCUCAGAGAGCUCGCCAAUAACCGCAGCGUGGACAACCUAGACUGCAUUGGGGGUACGGGCUCGCCUGUGCCACACUGGGAUGAUGAUGACUUUAGCCAUGCCUGCAGCACUUUGGGCAGACGUAGCUGCGUGGGACAGCUACGGGACCUUGACAUGAGUCAUCCUUAUGAGGACCGUAGCUCCGACUCCACAUACAGAGAUUCACGUUCCCACUCUCAGGAUAACCCGGAGCCUCCAGACUUGCCCAUGCCCACUUGCUUCCGCUCCCGAAGCCACAGCUACCUGAGAGCCAUCCAGGCGGGCUGCUCUCAAGAUGAUGAUGUGGCUUCCAUAGACUCAGGCUCGCUCCCUCCGACUGACACCACUGUUCGCACCUAUAGCACCAGCACUGACGGCCUUUCUACACAGUGGAAGACAUGGAAAGAACAGUUUGGCUCUUACCUGAUAGCCAAUGGCUUGGACAAAGCCCCAAAGGAGAAACAGCUUGCAAUAUUUCUUCAGCGUUUGGGAACAGACAGACCACGCAUCAUACCCACACACACAGUCUCAUGCAUCACAACCUGUAAGAAGGCCGCUCCCCCGCCAGUGCCGCCACGCACAACCUCCAAACCGUACAUCUCUGUAACAGUACAGAGCAGCACGGAAUCCGCACAGGACAAUUACUUGGAACAAAGGUCAGAGGUCAACAGCCAGUCUAGCCACGCACACAGCAACUCAUCCGACAGCCUUGACAGCACCCGCGCCAACAGCCUAGCACGGGGAAUACCUCGCCCUCCACACAUUAUCCCCACUCCUAUCGCCACCCCAAGAGAGCCGCUCGCCCCCACCACCGCCAACGCUUCCACUGAAACAAGCAACUCGAUCGUCCAGCAUGAAUCCAUGAAGUCAGGGUUGAGUAACUCGGACACAGACGAAGCUCUUGUGGUUCCAGUGCCCAGACGGAAACUCUCGUCCAUUGGCAUCCAGGUUGACUGUAUACAAGAAGUUCCACGCGAGGAGACCCCACCACUUGCCAAGUUUCAGUCCAUCGGAGUACAGGUGGAGGACGGGUGGCAACCCACUCAUCCUUCUAGCAUGGCCUCCAAACAAGACACCGACUCAUAUACGCAGGACAUCCCUGUCAAACCCAACGUUAGUCAGGCUAAACCCACUGAGAAGAAAGUCAUGGUCAGUAGUGCCAGCCAGUCUUUGAGCUCCCCUCCCGGACAGGACUCGUUAGACAACGGCGACACCACUGGUGAAGCUUCCUCCCCGCCACCUCCAAGGCAGAUCCUCAACCGCUCCACCACGCGAAGUAGCUCUUCCUCUUUCUCAGAAAGCCUUGAUCCAGCUCUGGACCCCUCAUCACUACCACCCCCAGAACCCUGGCUGGAGAGCGGGAAUGGUAGCAGCAGCAGUACCCCCCAAAGUGUUAGUGGAGGGGGCACGUUAUGUCGAAGAGAUGGCCACUGGUUCCUGAAACUACUGCAAGCAGAAACGGGACGCAUGGAAGGAUGGUGCCAACAGAUGGAUCAGGAGACCAAAGACAACCAGCUCUCAGAGGAGGUACUGGGCAAGGUCCGCAGUGCAGUCGGAAGUGCCCAGCUCUUAAUUUCCCAGAAGUUCCAGCAGUUCCGGGGGCUUUGUGAACAAAACUUGAAUGUGAAUGCCAAUCCUCGGCCCACACCUCAGGACCUGGCGGGUUUCUGGGACCUGCUGCAGCUCUCCAUUGAGGACAUCAGCCUCAAGUUUGAUGAGCUCUACCAUCUCAAGUCCAAUGACUGGCACCCUGUGCUGUCUGUGGCUGCCCAGUCGCCCCCUGAGCGGAAGGACGAAGAGAAGGCGCCAAAGAAGGCUGGUAAAGGACGGCCCUCGCUGUGCCGCGAGAAGAGCACAGAGUCCUCUUCCACCUCUUCUUCGGUUUCGGCGGAGAAGCAGAGACAAGAGGCUCGCAAGCGUCUGUUGGCUGCCAAGAAGGCCGCUUCUUUUCGCCAGAACUCUGCCACCGAGAGUGCAGACAGCAUUGAAAUCUACGUCCCAGAAGCACAGACUCGCCUUUGAGAGCGACAGUAAGAAAGGAAUGUAAGGUCAGAUCAUAGGAUGGAUACGUGUGGCUGAAAAAUACCUGCAAAGGGAAGAGGGACACUUUUGCAAUGCAAAUGACAAAGUGGGAUAGAGUGGGGGAGGAGAAGCCAAAUUCCCCAUGGCCAGAGUGGGGGUUGAUUUUAGCUUACUUGCACAGUUUGUAGGCUGGUCCUGAAGGCAUCAACUCCAUUCAUAUACUGUAUAUCAAACAGAAAAUGACACACAUUAACUUUUGUGUACUUUACAAACAGUAUUAUGAAAGCUGCCAAUGAAUAACCUUGUCCUUACUAAUAUAUAUCAUAGACAAUGCAUUUAACAACUGUAUUACUAUCACAUCCUCUAAAUAUUUUCAAAAAUGUGUUCUACAUUGGCUAUAAGAUGUAUUUAGAGGCCACAGUUCAGUUGUCCCCAGACUGGCCAUUUUGUAGCUUUGCACAACACCGCCUUGUGGCCAUCAUACAAACUACAUGCACACACAAAAACAUGUAUGUAUGUCUUCCUUAUAUUGAUUUGUUUACUUCAUUCAUCCUUUCUUUUGUAAAAGCUCCUACAUACUUACUGCAGAUCAGGUUAUUAUGAGUAUUUUGAACUGUGAUAUGAUGAAAAUGAAAGUCAGGUCUGAAGGGGUAUUUAUAUAUUUCCUAGUGCUUAUGUGUCUGUCGUGAUGUUUUGUGUCAAAGAGCGAGGUAAGGAUUUAUACAGGUUGAUUUCUUAAUGAGUUUCAAUGAACACACAUGUCCGUGUGUUGAAGCACUGAGCAGGUUGCAAUUAUUUGUACAAUGCUUCUCCAUCUGUGUUCAGAUUUUUAGAGUAUGAGUAUGAAGGAUAAUACUCUUUCCUGGCGACGUACUUUAUCACUCAUGGUUAGUUGGUAGAUUUCUGUGCAACAAGUACUACUGGCCCCUCAUGAAAAACAUAUAAAUCUAAAGUACCUGUACGCAUUAAUUUAAAAAAAAAGCCUACUUAAUGAAAGUAUGACAUUCAUGAGCAGAUGUGCUUGCAUCAUAUAUUGAAGUGCUGCAUAUUGCAGGAAGACUGCAACGCCAAAGAUGAAUUCACUUAGUUAAAUUCAUCUUAAAUGUCAGCAGGAGGUAGUGCUUGCUGCAAGCUUGCUUAUAAAAGGGUGUGUAUGGUCACUUGCCCAAAACUAUUUAAUUUAACUAUUUAAUAAACAAGACUGAUUUGUUUGAGAUCAUUUUGAGGUGCUCUUUCAAAGCCAGUGUCAUUAUAAUCUUUGGCUGAGGUAGAUAAGAUACUGUAUUCACACCAUCAAACAACACGAAAGUUGAUCUUCUGUCACACUACAAUCAAUAUUGCUCCACGUCUUGUAAUUACACAGCAGAAUUUCACACUACUCAUACAGUUGACAUCCCUCAAGUCAACACAGCCCUCAUUUAAACAAAGCACCACAGUUGUUUACAUGUCUUCCAGUCCUAGUUUAUCUCCACAAAUGGUAUACAAACCACACUUCCUCUGUCUAAUGGGUUCAGUCAAACUGCUGCAAUGUCAAUUCAUGCUUUACUUUCUUGAUCAUCCGCCACUUUUAGCCCAAAAAUGCAGCCCGGGGCUUUGACUUGGAAAUGCCCCAAUGAGCACUUUUCUUUCUCCUUGGUAAGAGCUCACCAUUUAAUGGUUGGCUUUUGUUUGCUGUUGUUUGCCUGCUGGGGAUGAGCAGGGCAAAGGCUCAAGGGUGUCAAUUGCCUGUUCCUGAGUGAAUGCCUCUUCCUUUUGACUGAGGCGAACAGCAUCGUUAGCACCUAGCGAUCGUUUGUGUGCGCUUUUGAAUCUCUCGUCAACUUGAUUUGAUUUCUGACUGCUAGGAAAGAGAUGUCUGUCAAGUUACAUGAGUUUUCUUGAAAUAAGCAAACAGUGUGGCUGUCUUAUACCUUUCAUCUGUGCUGGACUGUGCUGUAUCCUGUAUGAGCAAAUCCAACAGGAAAAACAGUGACAGUCCAGCUUUGUUGGCAUUAUAAUGUGCAGUAAGAGCUUGUACUGUAUAUGCACCGACUAUAUCUUCUUGUUUUGCCAUUUUCCGCACUCCCCAACACUAGUUAGAUUACCACAUAAUGUGGCGGGGGAAAUAGAUCUCAUACAUUUCAACAAGGACUCUUUCCAAUACACAAUUGGCUGGCUGCAGAUAUCUGUCGGACACACCUACAUCUAUUUCCUGAGUAGGCUCCAAAACAACUGCACUCUGGGGUGCGUUGGUCCUCUUGAUAAUCACUUUAAUAAUGACCCCACGUAGGCUUGACUGAAGCCGGGCUUUCUUAUUUUAACGCAUUCUCCGAUCCAUUCAAUUUUAAUAUGUCUUUUUGUCGCCACUCCAGUUUGCAUCACAUAUUUAAUAAGAAAACACACUCAUAUAUAGCGAUAGUAUACCUCAACCACUUGCAUACAGUAUUGCAAAGGCCUGCUUGCAACAACUAAAAGUUCAUUAGCAUCUUUGCUUUGGAGGGGUGAGGGGGAGAGCCUCACCACAAGAGAUGAUGUAGCAAAAACAAAAAAAAACCUUUCUGAAACACAUUAAAGACAUAUUUUAUCAAGCAAGCACUUUUAAUUAAGUAAACUGAGUGUUCUGUAUUAUAAUCUGUCGGAUGUGGGUUGUCUGCGUGCGUGGGUGUGUUUUUCUUAAAAAUGCCUAUUAACCAUGUCGCUAAUCUUACUCUUAAUAAAAGUAUACUGUACGUGCAGAUGGAAAUCAUAAUUUGAUAUUAAAAUUAAUAUUGCAAUUUCCCCCCGUGCUUCUUAAAGUAACACUGUAUAUAAGUUAGACAGAAGGAUAUAAUUGUUUACAAUGCUGUAGAUCUAUUUAUACUAUUUCAAGGUUGUUCAGAUGUUUGAUGGAAAGGCAUAAGGUUCAAUAAAAUGAAAAUAUUACUUUCUCAAAA